Messenger RNA from Anneissia japonica, 984 nucleotides. RefSeq lists its product as uncharacterized. The transcript has 4 exons. Lineage: Eukaryota; Metazoa; Echinodermata; Crinoidea; Comatulida; Comatulidae. Bases 11 to 913 code for a protein of 300 amino acids. The record is from RefSeq and is a predicted model, not a curated record.
AGGGCCUGGUAUGAUAUUUCCUGUGAAUGGAACGUACCUUCAAAAUACCAAUUAUACACUAAAUACAUCGCGCAUGACAGUUGAUACAUUUUAUGAGAUCAUAUUCCGGGGAAUAAAGGGACAGAAUGAAGGUUUACGAUACUUUGAGCUUGAGCUGAUAGGAGCACAACCACCGCAGCCUAUUAUAAGAAUUGCUGACGGAACCCCGUUUGAGCCUUCGUUAGUGCCAUCUCAAUACGGACAGCUUUUGAGACCCAAUGCCGACAUACGUAUAAUUGGUGACUGCGUUCAACCGUGUAAUAUAUCAACGUACGAAUGGAAGUUAAGACCUGGGAAUGAAACGGAUUUCAACGAAGUAGCUUGGGAAGAGUUUAGCCACCAACCGACAGGAAUAACAACUGACACACUGUUUAUACCACGUGAGCUCAUUGAGUCUCGCCUGCCAGAUAUUUAUCGGUAUGAAAUUGAACUUCAACUGGUGGACUCGGAAAACGUUCGUGGUGUAGCAGCAAUCAAGAUUGCGAUCAAUUUACCACCAAGGGAUGGUACUUGCGAUUUAAUAUCUUCUUCUACCAUAUCGGUUGGAGAAGGCGUUAAUGUCACGUGCGAUAACUGGAAGGAUGAGCAUGGAAUUGCCACCUACACCGUUUACACUCGCAAUAGCCAAAUAUCGACCGACAGUCUGAUCAGUAUCCGUGAAUCCGGACAACUAACCAAUUUGAAGCUACCAAUGGGCCCCGAAUCGGACGAAUAUAAGUUGGAAAUUCUAAUCCAAAUAACUGAUAAUUUUGAAUCGUCGACAACAAAGUCAGUUGGAGAAGUCAUUGUAAGCGAUUUCACAAAUUGUUUUCUACAGCCGGCCACACACUGCAAAGGCCGACGGUUGGUCUUCGAUCGGCAACUUACGGUCUGAAGACGCGAUUUCAUGAAUGAAAUGCGACAGGGCGGGGCGCAAGCGACGGAUCGUUUUCGACGAUCCGGUCA